Molecule: messenger RNA, 3075 nt
Organism: Colletotrichum truncatum
Lineage: Eukaryota; Fungi; Ascomycota; Sordariomycetes; Glomerellales; Glomerellaceae
Product: C2H2 finger domain transcription factor
Biological process (GO): DNA-templated transcription; regulation of transcription by RNA polymerase II
Cellular component (GO): chromatin
Molecular function (GO): zinc ion binding; DNA-binding transcription factor activity, RNA polymerase II-specific; RNA polymerase II cis-regulatory region sequence-specific DNA binding
Source: RefSeq, a predicted model, not a curated record
AUGAGCGACUCCCAAAGUACAAUGACUGGCCAGAACCAUCGUCACAACUCUGUUAGCUCAGAUGGAUUUCUCGGUGAAGAGAAGACAUUCACUUGCUCUCAUCCUGGGUGUGACAAGCGCUUCACUAGAGCUGAGCAUAUGCAACGACAUGCGCUCAACCAUAUGCCAGGUGGUUUAGCAUGCGAUAUCUGUCGCGCUCAUUUCAAACGCCCUGACCUCUUGAGUAAGUCAGACCACGUGCUUAAUAUGUUACACCCCAAUCUAACCUACCUAGAACGGCAUAUGGACCGGCACCGCCAAAAGGAUUUUGAAGCUGGCGGACCCGGUUGCGGUGUUUUGGAUACGAGAAAACGAUCUUGGAAAGCCCCUGACGGCACAGUUGUCGAAAAGCGGCCUUGUACAAACACUCUAGGCCGCGGUAGGCCCCUAGGACGCGCACGCCCACAAACAACACAAGUCCCUUCACCAGAGCCUGAAUGCACCGACGUGGAACAUAGCCACGGAUCCUUAGACGGGACUGGAGAUCACGAUUUCUCAGUUGGCAGUAUCUCACCGGAUAACCAGAGACAGCAUCCCCCAGAUUUGCGGCACGAGAGUUUUGAUACUACUACUCAAUCCUAUCAUUUUGAUCGUGGGACUAUCUUUACCUCUGAAUCUGUCAACGACUUCACCGGCUUUCCUCCUUCUCUGCAAAUACAAGAUUACCUCUCGGCGAACAAUCACUUCAGUGUUGACGAAAGCCAGCCAGGCAGCUGGGGCGAUCCCUUCGCCAGUGACCUGCUGGACUACGAACAAAUUUUCCAGCCGGACACAGCAAGCUCUUUUAACAUGCCAUAUACCACUGCCCUAGAUUACAACUGGCUUUUUAACAUGCAAGAGACUUCUUCGCCUAUGAUCGCCUCAAAAACUGCAAAUCAAAACUACGAUUUCCAUCCAACAGGCGCCCCAUCAGUCCCCAGAACCCAUACCAACGUCGCAAUCACGCCAGAGUCAAUGAAAAGCGCUCAACUUUGGACUGAACCAAUGGAUACAGCUCCUCGUGAACCAGAUGGGCAAGAUAAACCACCCAGCUACAAUACUAUUGUCCAGUCCGCACCGCAAGAGCCCCCAAGACGACUGGCUACACGCAAUUCAGGAGAAAGAAACUCAGAACCUGCGGCUUUGCGAAGGCCUGUUGAAGCACAAGCGCCAGCACGCAAACGUCGCACAACUGUUAGCCGGCCUCCCCCGAUCUUAGAACCAGAGCGGCCGUUAUCCUUCCUUAAGAAUUCCCUCAACAUCCCAGCACUGAGUGAGAAUGUACGGGAAGGGCUCCUUAAUACAGUUGAAGCAGCCAAGCCUUCUCUACCGGAUCAGCGAUACACUCUCUGGGAACAUCCAUUGCUCUCCCUUGAAUCGCUCCAAUCAUACCUAGAUUUAUUUUUCAAACGCUUUAACACCGCCUACCCUCUCAUUCACCUGGAAACAUUUAACUGUGCGGAGACGGAGCCUCUGUUGCUGCUGUCAAUCAUCUUACUUGGUGCAACUUAUUCAAGUAAAGAUUGCCACCAGUUGGCUGUGUGCAUACACGAUGUCAUUCGGCCGAGUAUAUUUGCCCACCCUGGGUUUUCUCCUCGUCCAGAGCUUUGGACGCUUCAGACGAUCUUACUGGUUGAGUGUUUCGGGAAGUCUCGGGCAGGGCAAAAGCAACACGACAUGAGCCAUUUGUUCCACGGCCUAUUGAUCAACUUAAUAAGGCGAUCGGACUGUCAAUCAGUAAGACCGCCUGGGCCACCGCCAGUGGGUGGUGAUGAUAGUCCUACUGCUCUCGAGAAAACGUGGAGGAAAUGGGCAGAGGCCGAACAAAAGAAAAGACUUGCCUUGCUUUGCUUCAUGUGGGAUACCCAACAUGCGGUUCUCUUUUGCCAGAGCCUUUGCAUGUCUGCUUUUGAACUACGUCUGGAGCUUCCGUGUAAUCAGAGCAUCUGGGAAGCACAAGAUGCUACAUCGUGGGCAUCUGCAUGGAGAUCGAGCAUUAAUGACCAGAGAACUUUCUAUCUCCCCGUACUCAAAGCUUACCUAAUGCCGUCAGGUCCAAGAACUCAUGGUCUCAGUGGAUUUUCUCGUAUUUUGGUACUUCACGGCCUCAUGUCAAUUGCAUGGGAUAUGGGACGUCGUGAUCAAACAGCUCUCGGAGUCGUCUCGGGAGAUAAUCCAGGGACAGGCUGGCGCACCACUCUGAGUUCAGCCUACGAUGCGUGGAGGAGUGAUUUCGACUGGUAUUGCGAUAACUUCUUCGCCCAAAUGCCUAGAGCACCCCCGUCAGCCGAUGAUGACGCCCGCAAGAUGGAGUUCGAAUCUUUUACAACAGCAUACAAGACCUUGUACCACUCAGCACAAUCGUUGCUAAACAUGGACUUUUUGGAUGUUCAGAUCUACGCUGGAGCACGGCAUAUACUCGGCAGACCAGUCCAGCAGAAGGAUUACCUUCGCUCAGCGCAAGUAGUCAAGAGAUGGGCCGCGGCUGCGAUCAACAUGCCGAGAGACGCGCAAGCUCAGGUUACAAAUAUCCAACGUGAGCGGGAACCCUCGGCGGGGACUUCCAGUACCCGAGGCGAGCUACAAAAGCCAUUCGCAUCAGUAGCGGCAUGGCACGCAGCACAAAUAUUGCGGGAGACAAAGAAGAAGCUUAGUGGCAUUGAGGCCAUGAACCUAUUCCACGUACCUUGGUGUCUUUACUUGGCGACAUUGACUUGCUGGGCAUAUCAUCAUGCGCGCCCUAAUCGCAGCUACGGUUCUCUCUCGCGGAGGCAAUAUGACGCGAUGGGUGAUUUCGACAACGAUGAAGAUGGGGAGGAUGAUGAAAUGGUUUGGGACCCACAAGCCGAGAUGGACGCUUUGGUAGCCAGUAUGUCGGAACGGGCGGACCGGAACGAUGUUGCGCUGAGAAAUGAGAGAAGGAGGACAAAUGGCCUGGUCUGGAUUAUGGCAGAUAUUUUGACUACGGUGCGAUGGGGCAUCGUUCACGCGGGUGUUGUCGUGCUGCGUGGACUUGUGCCUCAGAGACUGAUUAAUCAGUAUGAGGAGGCUACAUAA